AUGUGCGAGAGGGCUUCCGGCCUGAGCUUCGGCCCCUGCAUGCCAAAUGGGCCGGUGAUUGGCUGGACCAACCGGACAGAAAUGGUAAAUGCAUCGCUGUUCGCGAAUGGGACAUUGAGCAUGGUGAUGGGUAACCGUGAGCAAGGGAGCUACCAAGAUCCGAUGGUGGCAGACCUGGUGAACACCGGCUGCGGAGAGGGUGGCUGUGCUUUCUUCGAGGAGGCGCGCGUGGUCAUGGGCCCACCCGGAAAUUGGACAUUGCCGGAAUCAUGGCCAGGUCGAAACUUGCCACAGGGAGUGGAGACCAUUGUGAACAUUCCGCCCUACUACCACAUCGUUUACAACAACUUCACGGCCAUCGGGCCUGUUGGCGACCUAAAGAUCCACGGGAAGCUGUCCUUGGCUGAAGAGGAGGGCCUCAAAUUGCUGGUGAAGUCCAUUCAGGUCUUUGCUGGAGGCCAGUUUCAGGUUGGUACCUCAUGGGCGCCUCACAAGACCACGGCGAUUAUUUCCUUUUGGGGGGCGACUUUCGACUCCGACCCGGCUUACAUUUCUCUAAACCUGGAUUGGGGCAAGAAGGUCUUCGGAGUUUACGAGGGCAACGUGAGCCUCCACGGCCGGCCCUACACUCGCGUUUGGGGGGACCUCUUCGCCCCGGUUGGGCCAGGAGACACCUUCAUCCGAGUCCAGCAGGACGUGGGCGAUUGGCCAGUAGGUGGCGAGAUCCUCUUGACGACAAGCGAGUACCCCAACCUGGAUGGAAGCGAUACCCACACCGAGCGCCGCAUCAUCACAAGCAUCGUCUUCUAUGCGCCCUCUACGGAAACUCUGGAUUAA
Symbiodinium sp. CCMP2456 is the source of this 837-nucleotide messenger RNA. NCBI's taxonomy places the organism in Eukaryota, Dinophyceae, Suessiales, Symbiodiniaceae. The record is from the annotation of a GenBank genome assembly.